CUUUAAAGCAGCCUGCGAUCAUCAAUAGAUCUCCCCCAGCAGGAAUUGAGGACACUUACUGGCGAGUACUUGCUACUCAACUCAACCUCAGCAGAUAUCACACAGGGUUCACAGAUAAGGCUGCAUCCGCAAGUUCCUCUAUUGCCUGCAAGGUCGACCUUUUAUUUGACUCAUAACACUUACUACCAGACCUUCGGACUACUUACACGCUCGUCCUCAAAUUCUCGCCCAGACUUCUGAAUAGAGCCUCAACUGCGAGUCUCCCUAACCCUCGAGACCACUCUCAACACCCCACAGCCAUGCCAUCACCAAUCCCAGAACCCUCAAACCCCCUCCCCACCAAACGCAAGCAACCCGCCUCAUCCCCCAACCCCGAAUCCAGUGAACCCAACGAAUCCAAACGCACCGAACCCAAACGUUCCAAGCCCACCGCUCCAACCCUCACUUUAACAAACCACACAGGCGACAUCUUCUCCGCACCCCCAAACACCCUCCUCAUCCACGCGUGCAACACGCAAGGCUCCUGGGGCGCCGGCAUCGCGGCCGCCUUUCGCGACCGCUACCCCAACGCCUACCUUCAAUACCGGUCCCACUGCCUCAAAGCCCACGACCCGAGGGCUAAUCCAGUGCCAACGGGUUCUUGUCUCCUGAUUCCGCCUUGUGAGACGGGGGAUGUGCCGAGGCAUUGGAUUGGGUGUUUGUUUACCAGUGCAAAGUAUGGGAGGGCGAAGGACAGGCCGGAUGUUAUUCUAACAAAUACCGGGCCGGCAAUGAGAGAUUUAUUGGAGGAGGUUAGGGCGAGGGAGAUGGGGACCGAAGGAGAGGGGGAGGUGGUGAGUGGGAUAAGGAUGUGUAAGAUUAAUUCCGCAAGAUUUGGGGUGCCGUGGCAUAGGACGGUGGAGGUGUUGGAAGGAAUUGUUGUUGAGGAAGGCUGGAAGGGGGAUGCGGAGGUUUGGUCUAUUGAUUAGUGAGAGGGGCUAAAGGGACUUGUUGAUUUGGGGAGUCCGGUUUGAAAAGACGUUGGUUUGUGAGGUUGUGGGUAUGGCAUUUGGGUUCAAUUGCGUAUAAUUUUUUGCUGGAGACAUGAGAGUACUAGUUAUUUUGGUAUCGUACCUGC
Lindgomyces ingoldianus is the source of this 1117-nucleotide messenger RNA. RefSeq lists its product as uncharacterized. The record is from RefSeq and is a predicted model, not a curated record. The transcript has a single exon. Gene Ontology annotation, biological process: peptidyl-glutamate ADP-deribosylation. The coding region runs from base 300 to 968 and encodes 222 amino acids. NCBI's taxonomy places the organism in Eukaryota, Fungi, Ascomycota, Dothideomycetes, Pleosporales, Lindgomycetaceae.